Molecule: messenger RNA, 1191 nt
Organism: Momordica charantia (bitter melon)
Lineage: Eukaryota; Viridiplantae; Streptophyta; Magnoliopsida; Cucurbitales; Cucurbitaceae
Product: putative invertase inhibitor
Molecular function (GO): enzyme inhibitor activity
Source: RefSeq, a predicted model, not a curated record
GAAGCACAUGGUAACAGAAAAUUGACCACUUGACUAAAUUGAAGAACAAAAACAGACUCUAAACGAAAUUAUUCAAUACAAUCCAAUCCAACACUAUUUUUGAAAUUCGUUAACAAAAAAAAAGGUUACUAAAAAUAGAAAAACAAAACCUGGCCAAUGAUGAUUUCUAAAAGCCUUCAAACUUCCCCAAGAACACCGGGCAACCGCCUCUCCCCAACCAGACAAAAAUUCCACACACCCUUUUUAAAGAACCCCACAAUUCUCCAAGAACAACAACAAAAACGAAAUCUAGAUUUCUUCCUUUCAGGCAAAAAAGAUGAAUCCCAUUUCAAUUCUCGUACCUAUUUUAGUUCUAUCCCUCUGCCAAUUCCAAAUCCUCGCUGAUCAGCUGCAGCAGCAGCAACCAGCAGCCUCCGGAGGAGGAGGUAAUGAGCUGAUCACCAAAACCUGCACCAGCACCCCAUACAAGGACUUCUGCAUAUCAAUCUUACAAUCUUCCCCCAAAAGCAAUGGGGCAGAUCUCUACGGCCUAGCGGAAAUCCUAAUGGAAACCGCAGCACAGAAUGUGAGCAGCAUAUACGAAAGCAUUAACCAUCUACAGAACGACUCGUCGCCCGACGCUUUCAUGGAGCAGUGUUUGGCAGACUGCUUGGAGAGUUUUCAGGACGCCAUAGACCAGAUUGAGGAUUCGGUCACAGCGUUGGAAUUCAAAGCCUAUAACGAUAUCAAGACUUGGGUUUCAGCUGCCAUGAGCGAUGCAGCAACCUGUGAUCAGGGGUUCAAAGACAGGCAAGGGUAUCAGUCUCCUGUUGCACAAAUGACCGCAGUUUUUGAUCAGAUUUGCAGCAUUAUCUUGGCUGUCACUCAUCUCUUAGCCGGAAAAUGAUAGUGCCAGCCUAAGCAGAGUUCAUCAUUUGUUUGGCCCUUAAAAUCUCUGGUUCUUUUUUAAAUUUUAUAUAAUAAUAUUAUGAUUCCUAUGUAAACAAAAUAACUACAUGAAGAUAACAAAUUAACACCACCCAAUGAAUCCAGAUCCCUUAAAGGGGACAACACUUGUAUAUUUCUACAUUUUAAACCCAGUUCAUACCUCUGGAUCUUCAGUUUCCUUUCAUUUUCUCUCGGACAGAAUACUGCAUAAGAAAACUUGAUGAGAACCGAUGAUUAAUCAGAGUAAUACAGUUUAAGAAAGAA